UUUUCAAAGCCGCCACUAGCAAAUGCCAACUUUCUUUGCAUGCUGAAUUCUGACCAGGAUUUUGUUGGGAGACGAAUUAUACACGACCAACGAGCUACCGGCCGUAAAACUGGAACGCAACCGACAAUGACACAAAUCACCAGUCCACCUCGUGUACGGGCCCGCCGAAACAAUGCUCACCAGUUCAACCUAAUGGUAGCUGGGCACGCUUUCUCGGGAAAGACUGCAUACAUUAAAACCCUCUAUGACACCUUGGAUAUCAAAGCCAUUUGUCCCGAUGACGGAGAACAAGUUACCGAAAUCCUUCCACCGGAUGAUAUUACUGCACCAACUGCUUCAGCUGCCCGGAUCGAGUUUGAAAUCGAGCAACCAGGGGAGCGUAUCUCACUGCGGAUUAUAGACACCCCUGGAUUACCCAUUCCGAGGAAUAUUCACAAAGACCAGGACCAUAACGAAAAGCAUGUCAAAGUUGCUAAACCAUUCGUAACGUCACUCGUCUCAUAUCUUGAAGCUCAGUUCGAGGCUACUCUUCUUGAGGAAUCCAAAGUGAGACGGAAUCCGAAAUCUCCCGAUUUCCAAAUCCACGCCUGUUUGUAUUUUCUUGAUCCCCAGGUGUGCUUCGCCUGUCGUGGAAUCACCGCCAUAGAUCGCUAUGCUCUGGAACAGCUGUGCUCAAGAGUGAACGUAAUAGUAUGCUUUGCAAAGGCGGAUCUCCUGACUGUGAGGCGUUUGCGAACCCUACGAAAUCUUGUCGUAGAAGACUUGGCAAGGUUUGGAAUUCCCGUAUUUGCGUUCCCCGAAGAUCCAGACGUGGAGUACGACAAAGAUGCAAUAGAGCUGAACGAAGAGCUACGAGCAAUGCUACCUUUUGCGAUCGUUAAUGCGGAAGAACCUGAAUUGGAAGAUGACGCUCCUGUAGACGAUGACGCAUCUAUCCGCAAGACCGAGUCACCCCGCAUUCUUGGGAGAGAGUAUCCAUGGGGAAUUGUAGAGGUACAGAACCCGUCGCAUUGCGAUUUUUUGCGAGUCAAGGAAACCCUCUUUAUUACCCAUCUACACGAACUGAAGCUUUUAACCCGUGAACUAUAUUACGAGCAAUGGCGCACGGAGAAGCUCUUGGAGGUUAGGACAUCUGUCUUAAAUGGCAGUAUCGACCGGAGGGAUAGUUUUGCCACCACGUUGACCGCAGAAACUGUAAAAACCAGAAACAUGGAGGAGGAGAUCGCGGAUGAAAUGCGUGAAAGGCGUUUAAAGAGCGAUCAUUAGCUAGAAUAGAUUUCGUCAUGUAGAUGGCACAACAUAUAAAGUUUAGUUAGAUGUAGUAGCAAUCAUGUAUAGUUUGUAGGAUAGAUUGUCUUUCACUGCCUCCGUGAGGGUCGCUAAUAUGCACGUACGUCUUAUUCAUCGAACUAGUUACACAGUGG
Spizellomyces punctatus DAOM BR117 is the source of this 1424-nucleotide messenger RNA. RefSeq lists its product as uncharacterized. Bases 40 to 1266 code for a protein of 408 amino acids. Gene Ontology annotation, molecular function: GTP binding; GTPase activity; molecular adaptor activity. The transcript has 2 exons. Gene Ontology annotation, biological process: cytoskeleton-dependent cytokinesis. Gene Ontology annotation, cellular component: microtubule cytoskeleton; septin ring; cell division site. NCBI's taxonomy places the organism in Eukaryota, Fungi, Chytridiomycota, Chytridiomycetes, Spizellomycetales, Spizellomycetaceae. The record is from RefSeq and is a predicted model, not a curated record.